Alexandromys fortis (reed vole) is the source of this 3120-nucleotide messenger RNA. RefSeq names its product kinase suppressor of ras 2 (gene Ksr2). The record is from RefSeq and is a predicted model, not a curated record. Gene Ontology annotation, cellular component: cytoplasm; plasma membrane; cytosol. Gene Ontology annotation, molecular function: ATP binding; protein kinase activity. Gene Ontology annotation, biological process: protein phosphorylation; Ras protein signal transduction; calcium-mediated signaling. NCBI's taxonomy places the organism in Eukaryota, Metazoa, Chordata, Mammalia, Rodentia, Cricetidae.
AUGGAUGAGGAAAACAUGACGAAAAGCGAAGAACAGCAACCUCUGAGUUUGCAAAAAGCCUUGCAGCAGUGCGAGCUGGUUCAGAACAUGAUAGACCUGAGCAUCUCCAAUCUGGAAGGGCUUAGGACGAAGUGUGCAGCUUCCAACGACCUCACGCAGAAGGAGAUCCGGACCCUGGAGAGCAAGCUGGUCAAGUACUUCAGCCGGCAGCUGUCCUGCAAGAAGAAGGUGGCCCUGCAGGAGCGCAAUGCCGAACUGGACGGCUUCCCCCAGCUCCGCCACUGGUUCCGGAUCGUGGACGUGCGCAAGGAAGUCCUGGAGGAGAUCUCCCCUGACCAGCUGAGCCUGGAGGACCUUCUAGAAAUGACAGAUGAGCAGGUGUGCGAGACAGUGGAGAAGUACGGAGCCAACCGGGAGGAGUGUGCCCGGCUCAACGCCUCCCUGUCCUGUCUCAGGAAUGUGCACACAUCAGGAGGGAAUCUCUCCAAACAAGACUGGAUCAUCCAGUGGCCCACCACGGAGCCAGGGCAGGACAACAACCCUGUGUGCCCCCCAGAGCCCAGCUCGUGGAUCCGCACCCCCCUCUCCCAGAGCCCCAGGGUCCAGUCCAAAUGUGUCCAGCCCUUCUGUCACAGCAGCCCUACGCCUGGAGCCCCCGUGUACACCCACGUGGACAGACUCACUGUGGAUGCCUAUCAGAGCUUGUGUCCGCCGCCACUUCUGGAAUCAGGCCACCGCUCCUUGCCCCCGUCACCCCGGCAGCGGCACGCAGUUCGCACCCCACCUCGCACCCCCAAUAUCGUCACCACCGUGACCCCUCCUGGCACACCACCCAUGAGGAGAAAAAACAAGCUGAAGCCUCCAGGGACGCCACCACCCUCCUCUCGGAAACUUAUCCAUCUGAUCCCCGGCUUCACGGCGCUGCACAGGAGUAAAUCCCAUGAGUUCCAGCUCGGGAACCGUGUAGAUGAGGCCAACACGCCCAAAGCCAAGAAGAAGAGCAAACCACUGAACCUCAAGAUCCACAGUGGCGUGGGCAGCUGUGAGAACAUCCCUGCCCAGCAGCGGUCCCCACUCCUGUCGGAGCGCUCCCUGCGGUCCUUCUUCGUGGGCCACGCACCCUUUCUGCCCUCCACCCCACCCGUCCACACGGAGGCCAAUUUCUCUGCAAACACACUGUCUGUACCACGGUGGUCACCGCAGAUCCCACGCAGAGACCUUGGCAACUCCAUUAAGCACAGGUUUUCCACCAAGUAUUGGAUGUCUCAGACCUGCACCGUCUGCGGGAAAGGGAUGCUUUUUGGCCUCAAGUGUAAAAACUGCAAGUUAAAGUGCCACAACAAAUGUACCAAAGAAGCCCCGCCCUGUCAUCUCCUGAUCAUCCACCGAGGAGACUCUCUGUGCUGUUUUUACCCUACGGACCCAGCAAGGUUAGUGCGAACGGAGUCGGUCCCCUGUGACAUCAACAACCCUGUCCGGAAGCCAGCACGAUACUCAGAUCUGCACAUAAGCCAGACGCUCCCCAAAACCAACAAAAUCAACAAGGACCACAUCCCUGUUCCUUACCAGCCAGACUCCAGCAGCAACCCCUCAUCCACGACGUCCUCCACACCCUCCUCACCAGCACCCCCUCUCCCUCCCAGCGCCACGCCGCCUUCUCCCUUGCACCCUUCCCCACAGUGCACAAGACAGAAAAAGAACUUCAACCUGCCAGCUUCCCACUACUACAAAUAUAAGCAGCAGUUCAUCUUCCCAGAUGUGGUGCCUGUACCAGAGACGCCCACCCGGGCGCCCCAAGUCAUCCUGCAUCCUGUCACCUCCAAUACAAUCUUGGAAGGAAAUCCAUUACUUCAGAUUGAAGUGGAACCAACCUCGGAGAACGAAGAGGGCCACGAUGAGGCAGAGGAGUCUGAGGAUGAUUUUGAGGAGAUGAACCUGUCCCUCCUCUCAGCCCGGAGCUUCCCACGCAAGGCCAGCCAGACCAGCAUCUUCCUUCAGGAAUGGGACAUCCCCUUUGAGCAGCUAGAGAUCGGCGAGCUCAUCGGGAAGGGUCGCUUCGGGCAAGUGUACCACGGACGCUGGCACGGUGAGGUGGCCAUCCGGUUGAUUGACAUCGAGAGGGACAACGAGGACCAGCUCAAGGCCUUCAAGCGGGAAGUGAUGGCCUACAGGCAGACGAGGCACGAGAAUGUGGUGCUCUUCAUGGGAGCCUGCAUGAGCCCGCCCCACUUGGCCAUCAUCACCAGCCUCUGUAAGGGUCGGACUCUCUACUCUGUGGUGAGGGAUGCCAAGAUUGUCCUGGAUGUCAACAAAACCAGGCAGAUCGCACAAGAAAUUGUGAAGGGCAUGGGCUACCUCCACGCCAAGGGCAUCCUUCACAAGGACCUCAAAUCAAAGAACGUUUUCUAUGACAACGGUAAAGUGGUCAUCACGGACUUUGGGCUCUUCAGCAUCUCUGGAGUACUACAGGCUGGCAGGCGAGAAGAUAAACUGCGCAUCCAGAAUGGCUGGCUGUGUCACCUGGCUCCAGAGAUCAUCCGCCAGCUGUCCCCUGACACAGAAGAGGACAAGCUCCCCUUCUCCAAGCACUCAGAUGUCUUUGCGCUUGGCACCAUCUGGUAUGAGCUCCACGCCAGGGAGUGGCCAUUCAAGACUCAACCAGCAGAGGCAAUAAUUUGGCAGAUGGGCGCAGGCAUGAAACCCAACCUCAGCCAGAUUGGCAUGGGAAAAGAAAUCUCGGAUAUCCUGCUCUUCUGCUGGGCCUUUGAACAGGAAGAGCGGCCCACCUUCACCAAGCUCAUGGACAUGCUAGAGAAACUGCCAAAGCGAAACCGUCGCCUGUCGCACCCCGGGCAUUUCUGGAAGUCUGCAGAGUACUCCCACAAGCUCAGGAGGCCCAGGCUCACCACCAGGGGGUCCCGACACAGCCCAGCCUGGGAGACCCGUGACAUGAAGACCACAGAGGCUGACAGCAUCUUGGACCUGCACCCCUUUACUCAGGCAGUAUCAGGGACCCCUGAGCUAGGAUCAGACUGGACCAGUGAGGUUCCAGUGCAGAGGCACCAUUCCAAGCUGGAAGUGACUGCUAGCCCCUGGGUGCACAGCUCCGAAGGACACUAG